Alternaria postmessia is the source of this 1569-nucleotide messenger RNA. RefSeq lists its product as uncharacterized. The transcript has a single exon. Bases 1 to 1569 code for a protein of 522 amino acids. The record is from RefSeq and is a predicted model, not a curated record. NCBI's taxonomy places the organism in Eukaryota, Fungi, Ascomycota, Dothideomycetes, Pleosporales, Pleosporaceae.
AUGAAGUUCCUUUGUCACCACCAGAAAACAAAGGGGCAUCUGGCCACUUGGGCUGGGAACGAUGAGGUAAUCAUCGCCGAAUACUUCUUCUGGAAUGCUGGGAAGAACGAUCUUCAGAAAUCACAAGAGGGUCUUUUACGGUCUUUACUCUACCAGAUAUUACGACAAUGCCCAGAAUAUAUCCGAUUGGCUUUCCCUGGCGUCUGGCAGUGUCACAAUCCUACCAAGACUGGGUUUCCUGGAAACGCAGACAUCUCACUGGACUCCGAGAUGCCGUAUACCAUUCCCGAACUGCUGGAUUCAUUGAAAAAUGUAUGUGACCUUCAUACUCAGUCUGAGAAGCGACUGUGUUUCCUCAUCGAUGGUCUAGAUGAAUAUGUGGGGGAUUCGCGCGACGUGAUCAAGCUAGUAGAAGGUUUGAGAGAUCUCGAACAUGUGAAAUUAUGCGUGUCCAGUCGUCAAUGGAACGAAUUUGAAGAUGCCUUUGGCAAAAAUCGUACAGACAAGUUGUACAUGCAAGACUUCAAUCAUCAGGACAUCAACGCAUACAUCAACGACGUCUUCAAAUACGACAACAAUUACCAAGAGCUAGAGGACAGAGAGACACUCGGAAAGGAACUUAUUCUAGAAAUAGUUACCGCAGCGAACGGAGUGUUCUUAUGGGUAGUACUUGUUGUCAGGUCUUUGCAAGACGGUUUGUGUGAAGCAGACAGCAUCGCUCGUCUACAGCAACGCCUGCGCAAGUUGCCCACGAAUCUAGAAGAAUUGUUCGAGCGCAUACUUUUUCGAGACGUAAAGGAAUCGUACCGUAGCGAGGCUUCUCACAUGUUCUUGGUAGCACUAGAAGCGAAGGAAAAUCUUCCACUUAUGGCAUACUGGUUUCUAGGCGAAGAUCUACCAAAGCAGCGUCUACCACUAAAGAUGCAACAAAGAAUCAAACGGCACAAAGACGCGAAAAAGCGCUUGAUCGCGAGUUGCAAAGGUCUCCUAGAGCCUUCUUUUCGAUCAACGACCGAAGAGCAGGAUUCAUUACCUUCUGCGAUACUCUUCGAAUACACAGUGGACUUCCUGCACAGAACUGUACGAGACUACUUGCUUCUACCGACAACCGAUGUCAGACAGUGGGCAGAGCCGCAUUUCAAUCCAGAUGAGGCUAUCUGUAAAGCUCUCUAUUCGCAGAUCAAAACAGCGCCGCAUGGAAAGGAGUAUUCCUCUCACGUCUCAGCACUAUACCAAACAUAUGUCUACCAUGCUAAUGCAGUCAAAAACCUGCAUGGUAGCGAGAUGAAAAGUCAAUCACUCAGUGCAGAGCUUGUCGAUAUAGUCUCAGAGUAUGGAAUCGAGGUUGCCGACUCACCAGCAAUUGAACACACUCAAAUGCACGAUGUUAUCACUAUUUCGAAACCACACAACGUUGAAAAGCUAGAGGUUAUGACUCAAGAGUCCUAUAAUGCGACAUCUGAACGUGGGGCAAAGCCACACCAAGGACGGCCAUCAGUGAUGGAAAGAUUCGUUUCGAAAUUAAGUGUAGUAAAGACUAAACUAGUGGAGCCCAACGAAGACAAAUAA